Messenger RNA from Phasianus colchicus (ring-necked pheasant), 13533 nucleotides. It is a transcript of the gene MBNL3, whose product is annotated as muscleblind like splicing regulator 3. Gene Ontology annotation, biological process: regulation of RNA splicing. The record is from RefSeq and is a predicted model, not a curated record. Gene Ontology annotation, cellular component: nucleoplasm; cytoplasm. Gene Ontology annotation, molecular function: metal ion binding; RNA binding. NCBI's taxonomy places the organism in Eukaryota, Metazoa, Chordata, Aves, Galliformes, Phasianidae.
GGUACUUUUUUUUGCUGUCUCCCCGUUGGUUUGGAUUUAGCUUGGAAAGGCUGGAACAGGGCCAUGAGCUUCCCAAGCAGGUCAGGCUCUUGGGAAAUUCUCCUACCCAACUGCUGACCUCAGGCAGGAUGCUGAACUCGGUCCUGCAACAGGACUGUUUGGAUUAAUGUUUGUUGAAGUUUGAAUCCUUUAUACUGCUGUGAGGCUGCGCAGUCUUGAAAUACUAUGUUUCUGCCUUGUGUAAAUACCUGAUUGUUUCCCUGAUGGCAUCUCAGCAUUUAGCAAACUGGGGUCUCAACACGCUGUCAGCUGGGUUAAGGGAAAGGGCCCUAAGUCUGGGUAUAACCAUUGGCAGUGCUCCAGAAGGUGCCUGCCUUUAAAAAGCAGAGGGCCUUAUUUUCAGACCACGGCAUCUAUUUAGAUUCAGGCUGUUCAGCAAGUGCACGUACUUGGCUGCUUACUGAAACCUAUACUUACUGAUAUUGUAAUCCAGAGCUUGUGUUUGCAGGCGGUGCCGCUCGGUUGAAUGCAAUCCUUGCACAAAAAAUCAUCUGUAUGUAGAUACUAGAAUGUGAACAGUGAUGGCUGUGUGAGUGGAUAGCGGGUCAAGACCCUCUGAAAAUAGAAACACAUUGAUGUUGUUAGCAAAAGCUGCGGAGCGUGUUUUCCUUGAAAAUGGUUAUUCAGUGUUGUCCUCGGUGCCUUUGAAUUAAACAUACUGUAAGAAAGAGUUUGCUGGAAUUCUGACUGUACUGGAGGAUUGGAUAUUGGGUAGUCAUUAUCAGCAGCCAGAGACGGUGGCGUGACCUGCUGAACAGACAGCAAGAUGCAUAGGUACUACCAGGAGGGGAAUCUAAGGCAGGAAAACGCAUGGAAAAAUAUGUAUAAGUAAAAGUUGCACAGCCAGCCCUUAUGCAGCAAAUAAAGCAAGGUCUUGCUGACCUUGGCAGCUGUACAGGGCAGCCUUUGCAUAAGAAUGACUUGUGUUUAAUAUACUAGAGAAAUUAUUCAGGAACAAAUACUCUCGCUUCAUGCAGCAUUGGGGACACAUCUUUUUUUAUUCCGUUUGCAAUGUAGAAACACAAAUGCACUGCAGACAGGGUAGGAGGAGCACUGACUCCCCUCAGGCACUUUCGGCUGCAUGUCCUGUGUCUGGAGAAGGAAACUCAGUGCUGUCCUGCCCAAGCUGAGCUCUCAAUGCUGUUAGCAGUCCCCUUUUCCUGCGGGGCUUGCGGUGGCUGGAUGUGAAGGCAGCGUGAUGGGCGUCUUCCUUAAUUAGCCCAUGUGGUUUGUGUCUGCUAACAAGAGAUCUGCUGUACUGCAGGCACGCAAAGUAGUAACGAGAAGGAUUGAUAGGAAAAUAUUAGUGUGAAAGAGGGUGAUGGCUUUGUUCCUCUAUGAAAAUGUAUUUUUACUUGCAAAUCUAGGCAUCUGCAGCUCAGAAGGCGUAGGUGGGCUUGGGCUGUCCGGCCCUUUGGUACUGCCCUGUAGCAGGGCUGGAUUGCUGAGUCUUGUCUGGCUACGGGAAGAGGAGCUGUGCCCAGGGCUGUGUCCUGCAGAGCCGUGCCCCUGGGCAGCCCAGCACCUCAGAGAAGUGCUUUGCUCUGCUGGCUGUGCUGUGGUGAAGCAAGCAGAGGGAUCUCUAUCUGCAGGCUGGCACAGGCACGAUACGCAUGACAUGCCAGGAGAUAGGGACUGGCAGACUGGCAAAGCCUUGACCUCCCUGUCAGCAUUUCCCAUGCUCUGGUUCUUGUAUGCAGUUCUGAACCCAGCCAAGUACAGCUCACCUGCUAUUCUGUGUGGGCAGGCGUUCCUGCAGAGCCUAUCUGUGGUGGCUCCCCACAUUGGAGCCUGGUCCCUCUCCAUUUGAGCUGGGACAGAUGGACCCCACGCUGGCUGCAUGCUCAUUGUGCCCUGGGGCCUGGCCAGUCCCCACACUGCCACCAGCCUGGGCUCUGCGUCUGCUCAGCUCCACGUGGCCUGGCAAUCUCUUCCCUGCUCAACAGCAUCGGCAUUUCGCCGAGCUCUGCAGGUAGUGCUGCUUGCGGAUUCUUACUCACUUCCACUGGUUUUCGUGAGGUUUUUCUCACCUGCUGAAGAGAUCAGUGCCAUAACUGCCCCCCCUUUGAGAACAAAUCCAUCCCGUGAGUUCUGCCGGAGCAGUUUUGGAGGGCUGUUUUGGAGGGAUAUUGGGAGAGGGCCAGAGAUGGUGUUUGUUAAUAUUGAUCAUGGGAAGUGUAAUUAUUGUGGAUAUAAAGUGUUAAAUGUAAAAUUGAAAUGGGAGAUUUGAAAGCAGUCAAUAGAUCAAUUCAGAGGCUGGGAUGAAAUGCUCAGACUUUCAAAUAAUAAUCAGAUUUCCAAUGAAAUCUCCAUUGUGUGUAAUUAAAGGGGUUGCAAUAUUAAAUCAGGUGUUAACGGAAUGAUAUUUAGAAGGUGUUGAAGGAACCAAGAUCCAGACAAAAAGAGGGCGAGCAGAGCCCCUAAUGGGGCAUAAAUGAUGUGAAGUGUGGGAAAUAUAUGAAACUAGCAAUUAAAACCACAAAAAGGGGAGAACGAUGGGAAAACAGCAAAAAUCCCUGCUGCAGAGCCCAACACCUGUUUUGGUGGAGAGGGGCCUCGUUUGUCCUGGUAGAUCCUUCAUAUUCCAAGGUCAUGGUCCACCUAUAUGCAUGCAUGUCUACAGCUGAGAUGGUCUUGUUAGCAAGCCAGCCUUCCAGAGAAGCGAGGACAGCACAUUAAAACCCACCAGCAGGAAGUACUGCCAUGCAGAAGACUUCCAGGAGAUGUAAAAAUGUUAAUUACCAAACACCACCAUGUUUCAGUUGAUAAGAACCAAGGCAUGCGAUUGGUGCUUUGUGAACACGCAGAGGGAGCAAUUAAACAGAGAGGUGAAUUAAGUUCAGCUCUUCCCCCAGUGGGAUAUAUGAGGUAUCCAAGGGCACGUAGUAUUUCCAGGACACUUCUUUGAAAUCUGUGCUUUUUCCCUUGCCCUGCAAUCCUUAAGUGUGCAGAAAAAGCAGCAGAGUAGUGACUUCCUAAUUUAACUGGCCUGUGAGUAAUGGUUCUGCUCUGCCAGUGGGCUUCAUUUUCUGAUGCUGCAAACCGUGCAGGAGGAAGCACCACAGUUCCCAUUCCCCGAAUACUUAUUUUUGCUCUAAUUCCUAAAAGGGAUAACUCAGAACAUGACACAGACUCUUUUACUAUGUUUACUGUGGGCUCUGCGCCUCUGAAGGUAACGUUGGCAUGAGAUGGAGGGGAAAGCACUUCUGUGCUAGAUCAGAUGGAUGAACUUUCUCGUUAGCCCUGGGCAUUUAUUCCUAACCUGUGCCUGUGAUGUGAUUAGCUGUGAAGGUGUAGCUGUGAAGCUCUCCAGAGCCUUGGAAGAUGCAUGUUUUAACAGUGUGCUCUCACUUUGUUUUGUAAUCCCGGUGGCAGCCUCUGCUGGUUAGUUCUUGAGGUUUAAAUGCUGAUUAGGUUAAUGGAUUGUAAUGUAACCCCACCCAGCUGGUCAUCAGUCCCUUGGAAAUGCCUUGUGAUUGUGCUCAGUAUUGCAUAAUUGCAAGCCCUGCCUUACCUGCAGACUUGGCGAGGCCGGAACUUAGCCUGCUCUGUGAGCAGUGGGGUGAGAGCAGCUCUCCUGGAGCUCUUCUGGUAAGGUCUGUAACAUUUUCACCUGGCGUAGUUGGGCAGAGGUAACUCAGUCUUGUGCUGCAGCCUACAGAAGAGCUGCUUUGCUAACAAAGCCUGAAUGCGGGCUAGCUAAAUUGUGGGUCUUGUGUUCAAAAUCACUGUUAAUAUAUUUUUUUUAAUUGCAAGGGUUGCAAAGGAGGCUUGUAUUGAGCUCCUGCAAAAGGUGGGGAAUUGUGACAUUUCAUCCCACAAUUGCUCUGUCACUCUGACCCUCCCCUUUAAGGGAGAAAUAAGCUUCACCAACUGCUGUCCAUAAAUCUUUAACUUACUGCUGACACUGGAAGUCCCUAAAAAGAAGUGUCUGAGAAGAGACUGAUGCUUGGUCUGCAGCCUAUUGAAGUGCUGGGGGUAGGGAGAUCUGAGCGUGAUGGUGGCCAGAGGCUCCAAGGGAGCUUAUCUUCAUCCUUCACGUGGAGCUCUGAGGUCCUUGCCAGAGGAUGCUGCGGGUGCGUGGAGCUCGCAUGAGUGCUGGAGAGACUGGACGAGGAGCAAGUGAGCAGCUGGUUGGGGAAAGCUUGUCAGGCAAACCACAGCAGGCUCAGGAAAUCCUCUGAGUUAAAAAUAGUGGGAGGCUGGGAGACUAUCGGGCUGGGAGAUAGCGCAUGUCUGCCUUGCUGUUGCUCUUGGGUGGCAGUGGGUGGCUGCUGGCUGCUCGUCCUUGGCUGGGCUCCAUGGGAAGGGAGGGCCGUCCCUCCCCGUCUGCUCCCUUUCUCAGAGGUGCUCUGAGCUGUGCUGUCCCAUGGGGUGAAGAGGGGAAUUUGAGGAUAUGGGUUGUGCUGAAAGGAAAAGAGCAUCCUGCUCCGUGGCAGCACGGGUGGGGUGGUCCUCUCCUCACACAGAGCGGUUGGGGUUAAGCGGGGCCCUGGUGGGGCGGCAGCGAUGCGUGCGCUGCGUCUGUGUCAAGUCCCAGUCCUGUUUUUCCUGACCUGAAUGCAUGGAACAGCUUGUUCUCUAUUGUCUGUUAACCCUUACAAAGGCGCUUAAUCUUGUUCUCUUUUGUUCUGCAUUGGCUGUGCUCGGCGGGGUCAAGUCCCUGCUUUUGGUGCAGGGGCAGCGCUGCGCUCAAUAGCUGUGUGCCGCACAGGGCUGAGCGGUGACGGAGUUAAUUGCGGAGUGGUGAUGGCCCUCCCCAGCCGAGGAUCUGCUCCCAUGAGCUAUUUAAGCCUCUGUUUCUUGUAUCUCCAUGCCAAUCAGAUUAGCCGGUGCCAGGAAACAGACCUCAGCCUGCUUGCUCUUGAAUGCACCCUUUUUCCUUCUUACCUGUUUAUCCCAGUCAAGUCACUUCCUGCUCCACCUGUUUUUGGUUGUUUUUUUUUUUUAUUUAGCUGUGUUCCUUCCUUUUCGUUUUGUCUCCUUCUGGCCCAUCUCAUCCCUCCCUGAGGUGAUCGCACUGCAUUCUGCCACCCAGCCCUGGCACUUGGAAAUGGGCUGAGUCCUGUUCCUGCCAUGCUGCUUUGCAGCGUGUCGCCUCUGCUCUGCCGCGCUGUCUUGUUCUUGCUCUUGCUUUCCUCCACAGUGCUCAUCCUGCUGUAACUUGGCUUCCCCUUAAUGUGCAGCAGUAGAGAGAUCCUCAGUUCACCGGAGCUACUGAAAGUGCUCAUUUUUCCAGCAAAGAAAAGGAAACGUGGUCAGGGGGAGGUGAGUGUUCCCUGCUCACGUGGCUGAGAGCUGCCCUGCUGCAACCGAUCCCUGGGGCUGUUGCUUAUUCUCCAAACUGGACCCCUCUGCUUUCUUGCUGCUGAUUUCACUGAGGGAUUUGCUGCUGCAAAAAUAAACUCAACACCCCCAGUCUCACAGGACAUAGUGUUCCAGCCUGGCUGUGUGUGCCAAAACAGGCCCAUCCCUUGCCUCUUACAAGGCUCCACCUUUAUCCUUAUGCUAAAAAUAAAAGGCAAGGCUAUUCAUUCCUUCCUAGUCGCUCUGUUCUGUUGUUCUGACCUUAUUAGACUUUUCCAAUAUAAAAUUUCAUUGAACUCCUCUAUUAGCGGUGAAAACAAACAAGACCAUUGGACUUCCUCUGGAAAAAAUGAAUCUAUAUCACAGGGAAUUGUAGGGAGCCAAUUUUCCAGUGCUGAGUUUGUGCUGUAUGCAUGUGUUCCCUUGUAUGUAUUUCGUAAACAAAGUUGUCUUCACAUUUAGAAGACUUUAAAACAAUUUUUAUCCUUUAGAUCUGAACUGGCUUGCCUCCUCUGUUGGAAAUAAGUAGCUUCUGUAAUGUUAUAAGGAGCAGAGUGGCUGUUAGCUGGGGUUGCAAGAAGAGACUUUUUUUUUUUUUCAGACCUCCCAAGCUAAAUAUAUUUUGAGGCUUAUGUAUGUGCAUGUACGUAGGAAUGAUAGCCAGGUGAUAGAUUGCUAAGCCACAUCAUAAAUUCAGUUUGUUGGACACCUUUGAUUACCUCCUCUGCACUCUGCCUGUAAUCAUUCUCCUUCAAACAUCCUUCUAAUGUUCUUAACAGCAGCCAAUUAAAACAAAGACUCCACUUGCCAUCUAUCCCCUCUUUCCUCUGCCAUCAUCCAAGCUCUUUCCCUUGGGGGAAGGAAUUAAGUGCAAUGGUGUUUCCAAGAGCACGCUCCGGAUUUGGGGGAGUAUAUCCCUGUUUUGCUUUUGUCUGCUGAUUUUAAAGUCAGCUUUGGCAGAUACCCAACCAAGCAGAGAUGGGUGCUUGUGUGUUUGGGGCUGCAGGGUGCUGGCAAGGAUACAGCACGUGGAAGGCACUGUUCAUCCAAACGUGAGCCAUGGCUAGCUAGAGCCUGCGUUCUCAGACCCCUGGUUUGAUCCUGUGGUUUCACAUUAAGCCAGUUGUUUUCUGGAAGAAAAACACACCACAAGCAUUAGGAGGGAAAUCAAAAGUAAUUCCUGUUGCUAAGACCUUCCAUGGGGGAGAAGUUGUAGGUCGUUGUGUUACACAGAUGCAGGAAGGUGGGGAGAUGAUUGAAGAUCUCAGGACUUAUGUUGAUGUCUGUGACUCAGACAUCUUAGGGGGAAUGGAGGAUGUUCAGUCACUGCAGAGUUGAUUCACCUACCUGGCAAUGAGAUGAAGAGCAAUGAAUAAUAGAUUCUGGGGGGUGUGGAAGGCAGGAGAGGCCAACACACUAAUUUUAAGCAACUUGGGAAGUGCCUUAAGGGUGACUUUGUCUUUUUCUUGCCUUUUUUUUCAGAGCUUAGCUCUGCACACAGAAUUGGCUCCUCUGUGUGCAGAUGCUCAACCCCUCUCUGUCCCCAUGGGCACACCAGGCACACAGCCCCUGGGCACUCACCAGGCAGGUGGUACUGGGUGUCAGAAGUACACUUUCAGAAUGGGCUCUUAAUCCUUCUAGGUGCCUUCUGGCUCUGCUGUUCCCCCCACCCGUGUUCUGCUGCAGUGCUUCUGUGCUGGCAGGGUGUUUAUUGCUGUGCAAGCAGGACUGGAGCUGUUGGACAUGCCUUUCAUCCUGUUGCAGCCUGCUGGAGUAAUGGGGCAGAUGUAUGUGUAUGUGCAUGCUCCCCUCCUCCCUCUCUGUAUCCUGUUUCAUGCUGUAAUGACUCUGGGGUCUGAGAGGUCGCAUCAUCUAAUGCUUAAACAGCCUCUACAUCUAUAGAUGUUUUAUAAUGCCUGACUGCCAUUCUUGGGUUUUAUUUGCAAAGCAUCACCAAGAGAAAGGUCCCACUUGCAGAGGGACUGAGCAGCUUUGUCCAGUGUCACUGGUGCUGCACACAGCUGAGGCAAGAUUUGAGCCCCUGUCUGCAGAGUCUGGGAUCUGCAGACUAGAGCAUCUGUCCUGUGUAAGUAGCGGCCUAUGGGAACUACCUGUAUGAGAGCAGUGCCUUUGGGGCUUGAGGCUGGGCUGCCCUGGGUUUUCUGGUGUAUGGAAUGGAAAAUAAGCUCUCAAUUGUUGGUAUGUUUGCUUUUCCUGAUUUCCUGCAUUUUUUUUUUUUAAUGCUGAAAGAAAUUAUCCUAAGUAUCUUGGAUGCUUUUGUUGACUCUUCCCAUCUUUUUCAGUCAUCGCAUUUGAUUUGCAACCAGAAGAUGCUGUUUAGGGCUGAGUUUAGGAAUAAAUCAAAGCUACCUUUUUCCCAGGUCUGAAGUCAUUUCACAAAUGAUUCUUCGGUACCUUUGUAUGCGUUGUGCCCUUCUGUGUAGCCCUGAAGUGAUAGGUGCUUUCAUUACUGUGCAUGACUCCUCAUUUUGUAACACAUCAUGUAAUUCAGAUGGAUUUGAAUGUAGUAGCAUAAAGGCUUUGGAGGCCUGCCCUGUGCAAAGGGGAAAAUUACUGUCUGGCCCAGAGUGAUGGCUUUGUGAUGACUGCAUUGUGUUCUGGUGCUCUGUGUUUGUACCAAACUGGUUCGCUGCCAAGUUUCUUAUGGCUUAUCCAAGCACUCAAUACAAAGAAUGUUGAAAGAAAAACUAUUUCUGUUUUCUGUGAGUUCCUCCGGCUGAGAGAAUUCAAGCCGCUGUCCAAGUGGCUGUCUCCUCUUUCUGCAGGCCAGUUUUCACCUGGCUGGACAGCUAAUGUUACCGUGUGAAUCUGCAGUGUGUUUGUGUGUGUGUGUGGGCAGGGAUGUACUUCAAGGAGAUGGACUGUGAGAUCUGAAAGGAAAAUGCCUUCUUAUUACUUGCCCUGGAGGCAGGCUCGAGAAGUCUCCUGGAGCACUGGGAUUACAUGAUUGGGAAGCCCAGGGCUCAUCGUAGCCACAGAUGUUCUGAGCCUGCAGCAUUUCUCUUCAGCUCCUUGUGAGCAGGCUUCACCUUGCUCCUCAGUGCCCCAUCACACGUUGGUGUGCAGGAUGGGCGCUGCAGCCUGCCUCCAGCUCUGAGCCUGGGGAUGCCUUCCCAAAGUCCUUGGUCUUUGUGCAGCGCUGAAUGGCUGAGCUGACCUCGUACUGCACUCAUUCUGCAGCUUCAUGGCACACGUUGUCUGGCUUGAAGGCUAAGGCUGUGCUGGAAGCUUAGGAAAGGCUGAUUGUCAGUGCUGCCAGCAGCAUCCUGCAAAGGGCAGGUCAGUGACAGGAUUCCUUGCUGUUGGCUGUGUCCCCAUUGGCUUGCCCAAAUGCGUGGACACUUGGUUGAUUGUCAGGGACCUUGGGGGUUUCUUGAGCACUGAGCAGGAUAAUCAGGUAGAUUGUGGGAUACAUCUGCUUGAUCCUAUUUCUUAUGAUUACGUGGUGAGGAACAAGCCUUAAUGAGCCUUGGCCUUUUCUGUCUCCUCUGUAAAUCUGUUUGACUCAAUUGAGCUCUCUUUGUGCCAGACAACUCUCUUUGUGCUUGGAGAUGGAAGCAUCCACCUCUGAAGCUGGCUGUGCUUUGAGCAGGGCUGUGGAUUAGCUGACCUCUAGAGAUCCCUGCCAACGUUUUUUUCCUUUUUUUUGUGAGUGUUUGCAGCUGGUGUAAUUGUGGUCCUAACCCCUCUGUAGUGGUGCUGGCAGUGGAGGGGAUUUUAGCACUGCUUCAGAGAAGCAUCGUAGCUGUUUCUGCACCACAGAGAAAAUGCUGCCUUUGAGUUAACCAUUGUGCUCUAACUUGCUCUCUGGCCUCUGGUCCCAGGGAGCUGCCUCGUGUGAGGCCAGAAGAGAUCUGACAGGUGUGGGUUCCUUCUCUGUGUCUCUGGCUGGGGAGAGAUGCGCUCAGAAUGCCCAUAUCUCACAGGUGAGAAGGAUCUGCAGGUGGUCUCCAUCACUCCUAGUGGAAAGCCGAAGGAGGAAAGGUCUUAUCCUCUGCCUGGUCUCAAAUAAAUUGAUGGUAGGAAAUCAAAAGCCCAGAAGAACAACAAAGGUGUGGUAGGGGUUGUUACUUUCAACAGCGAAUGUUUUCAGUGAAGCUGGGGGAAGUUCUGUUUGAAGCACUGUGUGCUGUCCUGGAGCACCCUAUGGGAAUGCAUUCGUUCUGCAGGGCAUGUGUGGGACUUCAGCACUUGUAGCUUUCUGACUUCGUUCAGAGACAAAUAAUUACACAAAAAAAGCUCCUUAAAUUGCAGUACUCCUCUACUAGGUUUUUGGCUUAGAAUUCCCCAGCAGACAGUGGCAAAUAGCUGUCAGCCUUUUGCCUGUGGAAGUGUUUUGGAGAAGAGCCAGUCUCACAGGAGCAAAGAGGAGAGGUGUUCUUUGCAUGUUGCUGGACAGGAGGUUGAUGAUGAAGAAAAGCAGAUUGUGAAGAUUUCAGGCAGCUGAGGGAGUAGGAGCACCACGGACCACAGUGAAGAAUGAUAGAGUUCAGAAAUCGAUUUUUUUCAAAUAUUUUAUUAGAUACUGCACUUAUUUUUCCUAUAGUUGUUUGUUGCAAGAUGCAAAUGUGGAGAAACGCAUGUUUGUAAUGGAGGGAGAAGCUCACCAAGGUUUUGGUGUUUUUUUUCUUCUUUGCACUGAAAGGUUUCCUUCUCUCACAGUUCUUUGUUAUCUAUUGUUUGCGUUAGCUUUCUGAUUCCUCAGCUGCCACUUCUCCAGGUAAGAGAAGAGCCCAGGUCAGGGUAGAUCAUGCCAGUGCCAUUAUGAACAGAGCAGUGCUUGCAGAGGUAGGUGGUGGACAGCCCGUUUCUCAAGGACAGCAGCAUGCAGUACUACUGACCCUGCAGAGUACUGCACCUGUCUUCUGGGGUGCUGUAAAUCCAGCAGCUUUAGCAAGGUGCUUUUGGGCAAGUUUUCUAUGAUUUGGGGUGCAGUACAUGCGUCCUCAGCCACCAAGAAUUCAGUUUGUGCUGCUCAUUCCAUAGAGGUCAUGACCAGUAACCCACACUCCAAAAAGUGACUCCAAGCCAGAGGCGUGAGUGAGUGGGGGAAGGAGAAUGAGUGGCAGUGCACAGAGAUGUGUGGUAUUUGCAUGCCCAAACAUCCAGCUCUUGCACACAGCCAUUUCUGUAGCUGGUUUGCAUCCUGUCAGUAAGGCUUUUCCAUUGCAGCAGCGCUGGGGGUGUUUUAUUUGUGUGUGGUUUCUGGGUUUGUCCUUUCUGAACAGACAGCAGUCAGGGCUGAAGUUGGACUCUUGGGUGUGCAGUGUGAUCCUUGGUGAUUCAUGGCUCUCAACAGCUGCAGUUAGAUCUCAAACAAACUUCUCAGGCAUGGCUGUGGUAGAAAAUCUGCUGUUUUUCUGUUCAUCUAGUAGGAGAACAAAAGCUUUACUUCUUUCCUGUUGUAAAGGUCUACCUCGCAUUAAGUAAACUGUUCCCUGAGGGAGAGUGUGUCCAGGUACAGACUGUUCACAAAGGAAGUAUUCAAAGUGCCUACCAAGUUCCCAAAGUGUUUGCUUAAUAUAAGGGCUGGAGCAAAAAAUAGAAUAUUUUCUAAUUUGAGAGCAAAAAAUACCUCUUGCAAGUGCUAGAAAAUUCAUUGACCUUCUUCAGCUUGGAUCCUGCAGCAGUAAGUGCACGGGCGAGGAGAAAGAGCUGCUGGGAGGCCGCAGUGUGUGCAGAUCCCUCUGUUCCAAGCACGCAGCGUGUGCCCGCUGCCUACACGCUGCUGGCACUGUCACAGGAAUUUGAGUCUGCAGCCAUUUGAGAGGUUUUUGUGUGAUGCAGUGUAAGAGCCUUGCUAAUCUGGACUUGAGCAGCGGAGGAUCCAUGUAUUGAUCUCAUGAGGGUUAUUUUUGUGGUUUCUUUUGCUGUUUACAGCCGUGCCAGCUUUGCUUCUGAAGCACUCGUAAGCCCAGCGGAGCUGCUCUGUGAUGCAGUCAUGGCAGUACCUUCCUUGCCGCAUGCUCUUGGAGACUCAAAUGAGCUUCUCGAAUGUCACUGUGGCUCGGUUGCUGAAAAGUGCCUUUCCUGAAGCCACCGCUGCUUGGAUUUCUGUCUAGGGCUGCCUCUCUCUUCCCCCUCACCCCUUUCUUUUUAAUUUGGCGUUGCUUGCAGUCCGUACCCUGACGGCAACUCAUCCAUCUUCUUUUUUUUUUUUUUUUUUUGUGCUCCCUGUUUGCACGCAGUUUGCUCAGCCAUUUUUUCUUCCCCCGACUAUGUAGCAAAUAUUUAAAAAAAAAAAAAAAAGAAAAGAAAAACCUAACAUCCUUUUGCUCGUUUUGAUGCUCGUGAACAGUAAUUUUGAGAAGCAAGAAAAAGAAGGAAAAAAAAAAAAGUUUUCCCCCCAAGGACUGAGACCAUUCCACAAACUGAAGUGCUGCCAGCAGCAUAUGCUUUUUGCAAGAAUAAUUGAAACCAUUAACCAGAGAGCACAGAAUUCUUUUGAAAGUCUGCCAGUUAUUUUCAAGUAACUUCGGCAGUGGCACAAAAUAUAACACUUAUAUUUUAACUUCUACAAUUGCACUUUUAGGAGCUGGCCUCUAAUUUGAUUUGCAGUUACUCUGAUAAGAUUUCUAUUUUAUGAUUGGCUUUAUGUUUGAUUCUUGUUUAAACAAACACGAUUUGACUUAAAUGAAAACCUAAGUGCUGAUGAAUAGGAGUUCUACCAAAGCAACAAGUUAGUUAUUUCUUCACGUUUCACUUGAAUUCACUUUUUUACCCUUUUUUUUAAAUAAAGAAAAGAAGAUCAGCAGUAAAUAUUGCCCUGAAGAAGGGUGCGAUUGCUUGCAUUUUAAUUUUUGUUUUUAAUAUGGCUGUGAACGUUUCCCUGGUUCGUGAUACAAAAUGGCUGACGUUAGAAGUGUGUCGAGAGUUUCAGAGAGGAACUUGUUCUCGGUCUGAUGCAGAGUGCAAGUUCGCCCAUCCGUCACGGAGUUGCCAUGUGGAAAAUGGUCGAGUUAUUGCCUGCUUUGACUCCCUAAAGGGCCGGUGUACCCGAGAGAACUGCAAAUAUCUCCACCCUCCCCCGCACUUAAAAACACAACUUGAAAUAAAUGGACGCAACAACCUGAUUCAGCAAAAGACGGCCGCAGCCAUGUUUGCCCAGCAAAUGCAGUUCAUGCUACCAGGCACGCAGCUACAGCCAAUCACGACAUUUCCUGUGACUCCAUCGCUUGCAACAAGCCCCACAAUGGCUUUUAGUCCCUACCUGAGUCAUGUUUCUCCUGGGAUGGGCUUGGUUCCUGCGGAGCUUUUACCAAAUACUCCUGUCCUGGUUUCUGGAAAUCCAACUGUUACGGUACCAGGAAGCUCUGCUGGGCAGAAACUGAUGCGUACGGAUAAACUGGAGGUUUGUCGAGAGUUUCAGCGUGGAAAUUGCACACGUGGUGAGAACGACUGCCGCUAUGCUCACCCUAUAGAUAUUGCGAUGAUAGACACAAAUGAAAAUACUGUUACAGUUUGCAUGGAUUACAUCAAAGGUCGAUGCUCUAGGGAGAAAUGCAAGUACUUUCAUCCCCCUGCACACCUGCAAGCCAAAAUCAAGGCAGCUCAACAUCAGGUGAACCAGACAGCUGCAGCUGCAAUGGCCCUGCCGCCUGGUGCACUUCAACCUUUACCAAAGAGGCCAGCACUUGAAAAAAACAAUGGUGCCACCACAGUCUUUAACCCAAGCGUUUUCCACUACCAACAGGCUCUAGCCAACAUGCAGUUGCAACAGCCUGCGUUCAUCCCCACGGGGUCAGUUCUGUGCAUGACACCCACUGCAAGCGUUGUGCCCAUGAUGCACGGUGCUACGCCCACCACUGUGUCUGCAGCAACAACUCCUGCCACCAGCGUCCCCUUCGCUGCAACAGCUACCGCCAAUCAGAUAUCCCAGUUAUCAGUAGAUGAACUGAGUAGCAGCAUGUUUGUUUCACAGAUGUAGAAGUUCCCGAUAGAACACAGACCAUGUUGAAAUUCUGAACCAUAAAAUUAUGGAGCACCAGGACUUCUUGGUGGGAAGCUGCGCAUGGCCUUUCUGUAUAUAUCCCCUCUUCCCUUCUAUCGUUCUUUACCACCUCUACAGUAAGCCUGUUGCAGCCUACAUGUUAACCAAAAACUGAUCAAUGGGAAUGUCAAAAGAAAAAAAAAGAAAAAAAAAAA